Geosmithia morbida is the source of this 1449-nucleotide messenger RNA. RefSeq names its product Pantothenate transporter. The transcript has 4 exons. Lineage: Eukaryota; Fungi; Ascomycota; Sordariomycetes; Hypocreales; Bionectriaceae. The record is from RefSeq and is a predicted model, not a curated record. Gene Ontology annotation, biological process: transmembrane transport. The coding region runs from base 1 to 1449 and encodes 482 amino acids. Gene Ontology annotation, cellular component: membrane. Gene Ontology annotation, molecular function: transmembrane transporter activity.
AUGUACAUGUUGCCAUCCUCCAUGAAACCCCGGCUAACAGACAGUGCCGUUCAGUUCCUCGGGCAGCAAAACAUUACCAAUGCAUACGUGUCGGGGAUGAAGGAGUCCCUUCAUGCCAAUGGCAAUGAACUCAACUAUUUUGAAGUCUCUUAUAACACGGCCUAUGUCGCCGGACAGAUCCCGCUUAUGGCACUCCAGACGAAGCCCAAGAUUGCCCCCCAUCUGCUGCCUUGUUUGCAAAUCGUCUGGGCCGUCAUCGCCUUUUGCCAGUCACUAGUCACGAAGAGCUGGCAUCUGUACCUCUGCCGCGUAAUCACAGGUUUCCUCGAAGCCUCAUCAUUCGGCGGAACCCAUCUCAUCAGUGAAUUUUACCCUCCCCUCACCAUCGGCCUUGUUCCCAGGGAAGCUAACAUCGCUCCAGUCGGGUCGUGGUUCAAGAAUGAGGAAGUCUUCAAGAGGGCUGGUGUCUGGUUCAUGGGGAACUCUCUGGGCUCCAUGUUCUCGGGAUACCUCCAAGCCGCCAUCUACGACAACCUCAACGGCGUUGGUGGCCGAACAGGGUGGCAGUGGCUCUUCGUAGUCCAGGGAAUCAUCACUCUGCCUAUCGCAUUCAUCGGCUUCGUAUCCUGGCCCGGCCUGCCAUCCUCGCCUAAGCCGUGGUUCUUCACCGAGGAAGAGUUCCGGAUCGCGUCGACGCGCAUCAGGACCGUCGAACAGAAGGGUAUCACCUGGAGCACAUUCAAGUACACGCUCAGCCGGCCCAUGUGGUGGAUUUGCGUCCCCUGCUACGUCUGUAUGAUCCAGGCGCACUACUGGACAGGCUACAUGGCCCUCUGGCUCCGCUCAUCCGGCUACACGGUGACCCUGGUCAACAUCCUACCCACCUUCAUCGACCUCCUCCGCGCAAUCUGCUCGUGGCUGGGUACCACGCUCGCCGGCUCUCUCAGCCUCCGUGGCCUCUGGACGUUCCAGUCCGUCCCUGCCACAUUCGCCAUGAUUGUCCUGGCGGUGUGGACCGUGCCCGACGGCAUGAAGUUCGUGGCCUUUUACUGUGGCGGCUUCACCGGCAUGGCCUCGCCCAUUCUGUACUCGUGGGUCAACUUGACUCUGAAGGAGAGCUACGGAGAGCGCGGGCUCGUCAUCUCGUCCAUGAUGACUUUCGGCUACGCCUUCAGGAUCUGGGUUCCCCUCUUUACUUUCCCUACCGUCGAGGCACCUCGGUACCCUCAUGGGUAUCCCGCCACGGUCGCCUUCCAGGUCGCCAUGUACGGUCUGCUCAUGUUUGGCGUGUGGUACAUGAAACGGUGGAAGCUUAUGCACGAUGACCUCGAGGCUAGAAUUGUUGACGUGGAAGAGGAGGUGCAGCAGGAAGGCUCUAGCGGCGAGAGUGAGCGUGGUGGGAAAGACGUUGGCCAGGUGAAGAACGUGAGCGUCGUGCAGACGACAUAG